Pyrgilauda ruficollis (rufous-necked snowfinch) is the source of this 5835-nucleotide messenger RNA. RefSeq names its product SEC23 interacting protein (gene SEC23IP). Gene Ontology annotation, biological process: endoplasmic reticulum to Golgi vesicle-mediated transport. Gene Ontology annotation, molecular function: protein binding; metal ion binding. Lineage: Eukaryota; Metazoa; Chordata; Aves; Passeriformes; Passeridae. Bases 76 to 2931 code for a protein of 951 amino acids. The record is from RefSeq and is a predicted model, not a curated record. The transcript is spliced from 19 exons. Gene Ontology annotation, cellular component: COPII-coated ER to Golgi transport vesicle.
GCUGCGCGCGGCCGCCGCCGCCAUCUUGCGUGAGGGCGGAAGGGGCCGGGACAGGGACGUGGCCGGGGCGCGGCUAUGGCGGCGGCGAAGCCCGGGGGAGGCACCGGCACCAACCUGCUCUUCUCGUCCUCCGCCACCGAGUUCAGCUUCAACGUGCCCUUCAUCCCCGUCAGCCAAGCGCCGGCCGCGCCGCCCGGCCCCGCGCUGCUGCCCGCCGAUGAUUCUGCGGACGUUGGGGAAGAGGACAGCUUCUUGGGUCAGACAUCAGCCAGCCCCAACCCACCACAGACUUUCAGCUACUUCUCUCAAGUUCCCAGCAGCAGUGAUCCCUUUGGGAGUAUUGGGCAGCCACCCUUAACAACUGUUUCAACACCUGUGGGAGCACCAGCCUUCUCCAGACCUCCCACUUCACUUCCACUCGUGUCUGGCUCCCAGGAUGGGCAAAAUGCCUUUUCACCACAUAUUCCCAAAUCCCAGUCUUAUGGUGCCCCACCCACUUCCCAGGUGGGAAUGGCGCCUUACCAGCCCCCUCAGCAGAGCUGUCCCCCACCUGCCAGCACUGCCCUGCCCGUGGGCACCCCACAGCAGCAGGGCUACAACCCCUACAGGCACACCACCCUGAGCAGCAGGGCCAACCCUUACCUCACCCCCCCCCAGCUGCAGCAGAGCCACCCCCCUGCCACAGCGUCCCCCGUGCCACCCGUGCAGAUGUACCAGACACCCCCGGGGCCGCUGACACAGUUCCCACCGUCCCAGUCCCAGCUCCAGCCUGCCAGGCCUGCAGGGCCCCUGGUCCCAGCCCCUCCUGUGCUGCUGCAGAACCAAUAUGAGCCAGUUCAGCCCCACUGGUUCUACUGUAAGGAGGUGGAGGACAAGCAAAUAUGGAUGCCAUUCAGCAUUCUGGAUUCUGCAAGACUAGAGGAGGUCUAUAAUUCUGUCCAGCCUGACCCCGAGAGCGUGGUGCUGAGCACGGACGGCGGCCGCUACGACGUGUUCCUGUACGAGCGCGUGAGGAAAGCCGUGUACUGGGACGAGGAGCCCUCGGAAGUGCGGCGCUGCCUGUGGUUCUACAAGGGAGACAAGGACAGCCGCUUCAUCCCUUACACUGAGGACUUCAGUGACAAGUUGGAGGCAGAAUAUAAAAGGGCUGUAACUACCAAUCAAUGGCAUCGACGACUUGAAUUUCCAAAUGGGGAGACAAUUGUUAUGCAUAAUCCCAAGGUCAUAGUUCAGUUCCAGCCUUCUACCACACCAGACGAAUGGGGCACCACUCAAGAUGGGCAGGCAAGGCCAAGGGUAGUGAAACGUGGAAUUGAUGAUGACCAUGAUGAGAUUCCUGAUGGAGAAAUGUCCCAAAUUGACCAUCUGGUAUUUAUGGUUCAUGGCAUAGGUCCUGUAUGUGACUUGAGGUUUAGAAGCAUUGUUGAAUGUGUUGAUGAUUUUAGGACUGUUUCUCUGAAGUUGUUGCAGACUCACUUUAAGAAGUGUUUGGAGGAACGCAAAGUGAGCAGGGUGGAAUUCCUUCCAGUUCACUGGCACAGUUCUCUGCAUGGAGAUGCAACUGGUGUAGACAGGAACAUAAAGAAAAUCACUUUGCCGAGCAUUGGUCGCCUGAGGCACUUCACCAACGAAACGCUGCUGGACAUCCUGUUCUACAACAGCCCCACCUACUGCCAGACCAUCGUGGAUAAAGUGGGCAUGGAAAUGAACCGCCUGUACGCGCUCUUCAUGAGCCGCAACCCCGACUUCAAAGGGGGAGUCUCUGUGGCUGGGCACAGCUUAGGUUCCUUAAUUCUAUUUGACAUAUUGUCUAACCAGAAGGACUUGGCUUCAUCAGUAAAUUCUGGACCAUUCUCUGGUGUUAAUGGGAGUGUGAAGGACGUUCAUGAUAAACAGAUGACUGAAGAUACCAGUUCCUUGGGCUCCUCCAUUGCUACGUCUGCUGAUGACCUUUGUGAGGCUGAAGCAGAGGAAGAUGUUCCCACUCUGCAGAGGACUCUGGAAAUGCUCAGUUUGUCAGAGUACGUGAGCACCUUCGAAAAGGAGCGGAUCGACAUGGAGUCUCUGCUCAUGUGUACAGUUGAUGACCUGAAGGAGAUGGGGAUACCUCUUGGACCAAGAAAGAAAAUAGCUAAUUUUGUAAAAGACAGAGCAGCCAAGCAGGAACAGAAGAAAGCAGUAGCAGAAAAGAAAGCAGUGCUGGCUGCCACACUCCAGACUCAAGAAGACACCCAGAAAUCAAAAGAGACAGUUUCUUCUGUCUCACCUUCAGAGUCUGGUCAGAUGCACACAAAGAGGAAGCUCCCAGUUGGUGCAUCUGUGUCUUCUGUGAACAUUGACUAUGAGUAUUUUGAAGCUGGAACUGGCCAGGUUUCUGUGGUUUACAGUGCACUGGACUUUGAACCAGAUAUUUUCUUUGCUCUUGGUUCCCCUAUUGGUGUGUUCCUUACUGUGAGAGGUGUGGAGAAGAUUGAUGAAAACUACAGGCUCCCUACCUGCAAGGGGUUCUUCAAUAUCUAUCACCCACUUGAUCCAGUAGCUUACAGGUUAGAACCAAUGAUCAUUGAAGACAUGGAUUUAAAACCAGUUCUCAUUCCACAUCAUAAAGGCAGAAAAAGACUUCAUCUGGGUAAAAAGAAAACUUAUUUCAUAUGGAUCCUAUUCAUUAUUUCCCAUUUGAUGGAAACUGAGAAGAUCACUGAAAGUCCAGACCCUCCAAAAGACGAAGAUGUUUCAGUGAAGGUUGGGAUGCUGAAUGGAGGGCGUCGCAUUGAUUAUGUUCUACAAGAGAAACCAAUAGAAAGCUUCAAUGAGUACCUGUUUGCUUUGCAGAGUCACCUGUGCUACUGGGGAUCAGAAGACACUGCCUUGCUGUUUCUCAAAGAGAUAUACAGGACCAUGAAUAUCAAUCCUGAGCAGCCACAGCAUUGAUGUAUAAAAAACAUGAAUUUCCAUACCCGUUGCUCCAGCAGACCUGGUGAAAAACCCUCUGAAGAACAUCUGGUAUUUUCAGAGUUGCACAUGAGAGGAUAAACAUCAGAGGCUUUUUUCCUGCCAGUCCAGAACUUGCUUGGAUUCUACCUUCUUGUGUCACUUCAAGCAAACUUAAGUUAUGAGACGAUCAGGACUGUCAUUCAGGAGAUGGAUGGAAUGACACAGUUUUGAUCUUAAAUCAGCUCAGUUGUACCAUUGCCAAAUAUAAGGUGAUUGAAGAAAGGUUUUUUGGCAUGCAAGUCAUAACUUCUCUCCUUCAGCUCUCCUGUCUCAGCUGGCUGCCAGACAUGCUUUGCCUACCAAGGCAGCAUGUCCUUAGUAAAAAGGACUUGAUGAGAAACAGCAAUAAUCUACUGUUCUUGACACAUUUGUUCAUUCCCCUUUAAGAAAUGAAAUGUGAACUGAAGUUAUAACCAUCUUUAAUACAGAUUACACAAACCAGUUCAUAUUUACUAAAAACUAGCAACCAGAAUAAUUUUCUUACUAUUGUAAGUGUGAUGGAGAUUAUUUUAUAAAGACCUUUUUAAGCCUCUGUUAAGAGUUUUAUUGUGGCUUUUUUUUAAGUAAAAAUGAACUUUUGACUUUGAAAAUAUUAGAAAUUUGUUACAGCUAGUUCAGUGUUCACAUAUCCUGAAAUGAGGAAUGAUUUAAAAUGACAUUUUGAUCUGGUAAUUAUAGAAUCACAGACUAUUCUAAGUUAAUUAAGGCAAUUUUAGUGAAAAUAGGCUGCAUUUAUGAGAACUAAAACAGUUACCUUGACCUUGCAGUUUAACAUCUCAGAACUGUUACUGUAAAUAGGAACCUGAAGCUUAUGGGUGCUGGAUAAUGAUCUAGAUCCAGCCCUGCAAUCCAGACUCCAUUUUCUUGUAAUGAGGUUGAGGUGAGUUAGGUGUUGUGAAACCCUUGGAAUUAAUGUCUCUGAGUACUGAGCUUCUGUAGCUUUCCUCUGGCUUCAAUUUACACACACAUUGUGGCUUUCCUUAAUAUUAGUGACUUAUACUUAUUCCUAACUAUUUGCCUCUGUUAUUGCAGUAAACAAAUUUUGAAAUGCAGUAUGUUUUUUUUCCUUGAUAUAUGUAAAAUACACAUUAUUGUGUAUAUAAAUUGAUGGCUGUAAUUAAAAUUACCUUAUUUCCAGUGGGUCUUUUCAACAAGGUUUUGUAUUUAAUCACAAAAAAUAGCUUGGAGGGUUGCUUAGUCCAACUUCCCUGCUUCAAAGCUGGAGAUUCUUUGCCUCUCUGGCCCUGUUGUAAUGUUUGACUACUAGGAUUGCAAUUUUUUUCCUGAUACACAGUUGAAAUUUUCUGGGUGGGGCUCGUAUCUGUGGCCUUGUUCAUUCUCUGCAUCUUCAAGAAUAACAUCUCUGUCUUCUCUUGUACUCUCACAUUUGAUAGCUGAGGACAACAAGAUUUUCCUGUUUGCCUUCUCAAGACCCAGCACUUCCCGUGGCAUCUCUUGCCUGCCAUGGGCUGUGGCCCUCUAGUGAGUCUUGGGGCUUCCCACUGAACUGGCUUUCCAAAAUCCUUCUUGCUCUGGGGAGAAACUUGGCAAGUUUGGAUAAAAAGGAAACUUUUUAUCUAAAACAGACAAAUAAAUGUCUUUGUGUCUUUAUAAAUUAACCUGUCAGACAGAACUUUGUAGGCUUUACAAUGUCCUUUGUUAGUUAAAAUACAAAUUUUUUUAAUAUAUAUAUAUGUAUAUGCAACACCAACACCAUGACCACUGGCCUCAUUUCCAUAUUAAAUAUCAGAGUGGAGGGUUAUAUACAUUUGUAUUUAUCAGCUCUGUCACAUGAGCAAUCUGAUGAGUUUGCUUAAAUAGCAUUUUUAAGAAGGUGCUGGACUGUGACACAUCCCCUUGGGAGGGGACAGCAGCACCAAGGAGCAGUCAGACUUUAUGGGUGUGGGAGAGGAGUUGCUGCAGGGGGACCUGGCAGGCAAGGAGCUGCCUUGCAAUGGAAGGGGGAGCAGGAGAAUGCUGCAGGAAUGAGGAGCAUCUGGAGUGCAGAAAUUGGUUGGGGAAUAUGGCAUAAAAAUGAGUUCUAGUUAUAGAAACAAAAAAUGGGCUGCAACUACAGUAAUGAGCCAUUCUUACACCUUAAAAGCAAAUGGAAGUUUAGACAUAAAGGAAAGAAAAAUGAGUGUAACCUAUAGUUACAUAAAACAAAUAAAAUGAGUUUAUAGAGUGAUUUUAAAUCUGCUACAAAUGAAUACUUUGCUUCCUCAGCAGAAAUCUUCCUUGUGUGCUGCAACACACACCAUACACAGCACAGCUCCCAGUAUAUCCAGUAAAUUUUCAUGGUUUUUUUGUAUGUAUUAUAAUGCAUAAUUAAACAGAUAAGGCUAAUUGCACUUUAAUUAGUCAAUCCACAUACAAAAAUUUAGUUUUCCCUGCUAUAUUUUCAUCUGUGCUGAAGUUAUUGUGAGCAUUAAAAAAAAAAAAAAAGUCUAGAAGAUGGAAUCUAAAUAUCUAUGGAACAGGGUGAAGAUUUUUAUGAAUUAAUUCCAAGCAAAAAAAUCAGAGCCUCUGUAAGAAAUCCAUUACCUUCCCAAAAAAUUCCCAUUUGGACAGAAGCGAAUUUUUUAUUGAAAACUUUUUUUCUUUUGGAAAACUUCCACUAUCCACUGCUUCUUUUCCUCUGUUGCAGGACUCCCUGCUUCUGCCAGUAGGAAUGUUCCUGUCCCUUGGGAACACCUCCUCUCACAGCUGUUCAUAAAAGCAGCACAGUCAAAUAAUUCCUCCUUGUGCUGGCAGAUGCCUUGCAUGACACAGAAAAUUUCCAGUAACUGUGCUGAAGUUGUCCUGGUCCAUUCCUAGUGAAUGUUAAAUUAAUAUUUAUAA